UCGCAGGGCAUCCUAUGGGCUUUCACUGGGUCCGCUUUUCUCUUCGUUUCGAUUCGCAUAUAUACCCAACUCACCUCCUUCCGCCGCCUUUUCAUAGAUGACUACCUAGUCAUUCUGGCAUGGAUCAUAAUACUUACCGCUGCGGUUAUCUGGCAGGUUGAAGGGAAGGUCCUCUAUGAGUUGUAUGCCAUCAGCGCCGGCACGAAAUUGUUUUCCGUUGAUUUUUUGCCCAGAUACAACACAUUCAUGCGCUUCAAUGCACCAUUUGAGAUACUAUUCUACUCAGCGCUGUGGUGUGUCAAGUUUUCGUUCCUGGCAUUGUUCUACAGAAUCAGCGCCAAAGUCAAGUUCUUCCGCAUCUGGUGGUUUGUUGUGCUGUUAUGCACGGCGAGUGUCUAUAUUGCCUCAGUGGCCAACAUCGAAUACAAAUGCAGCUUUGGAGGGUUGGCGUAUAUUAUAUCUCAAUGCCCUCAGCCCAACCACAUCCAUUACGAGAACCGCAUGUUUUGGGCAAACUGUGCGGGAGAUGUUAUCACAGACUUGAUGAUUCUAUCUAUCCCCUUCCUUGUGUUAUGGAAUACUCGGAUUUCACGCCGCAAAAAGCUAAUUCUACUCAGCAUCUUUUCUGCGACUAUACUUAUCAUGGUUACAGCGAUAGUUCGAGUCGCCGUUGGGAUGAGCUACGAUCACCAAAUGAACAUUGACUGGCUGUGUUUUUGGAGCUUUGUCGAAGUAGACAUUGCGAUCAUUGUCUCCUGUGUCGCGUCUUUACGACAACUCUUCGUCACUCAGAAUCAAAGCUCAUCUGGAAGGGCUGCUUACAAGAAUACGUACGCUCCUAUGCUUAGAAAGUCUAAGGAGGGCUAUAGCCAUGAUCUGUCACGAUCGGAUGGGGAUGUUGGGCUACCCAUGAGUGAGGUGCCUAUGUCACCUUUGAGUCUUGUACCCGGUCAAGAUUUCGAGGCGACCCCUUGGAAUGCAAGCCAGUCUGCUGAUGAGGAGGAAGCGCUGAGGCACCAAACAAGUGUUGCUAAGCCAUAUUGA
Penicillium bovifimosum is the source of this 1044-nucleotide messenger RNA. RefSeq lists its product as uncharacterized. The transcript is spliced from 4 exons. NCBI's taxonomy places the organism in Eukaryota, Fungi, Ascomycota, Eurotiomycetes, Eurotiales, Aspergillaceae. The record is from RefSeq and is a predicted model, not a curated record. The annotation marks the transcript as partial.